AUGGAGUUCUACCUCAUAGUAUCAAUACUUGUUGCAACAAUCUUCUCUAUUCUUGUACACCGUUUAUUACUUCAUAUCCUCCACAGAAAGAGGGUAAAGAACCAAAAACCACCACAAGCAAAAGGGGCAUGGCCGAUAAUCGGACACCUAUACCUUCUAGGUGGACCUGAUCUACCUCACAAGGUUUUAGGUGACAUGGCAGAAAAACAUGGCCCUAUCUUCACCAUCAAGCUUGGUGUUCAUCAAGCUUUGGUGGUAAGUGAUGCAGAGAUUGCUAAGGACUGCUUUACUACCAACGACAAGGCCUUUGCAAGUCGACCGAAAAUGGAGGCAUCAAAAAUCAUGGCCUAUAAUAAUGCGGUGUUUGGCGUGGCUCCAUAUGGGGACUAUUGGCGACAAGUGCGCAAGAUGGUCGUAUUCGAGGUUCUUUCUCAACGAAGAGUUGAAAUGCUUGGACAUAUUCGAGCUUCAGAAGUUAGAGCAUCCCUUAAAGAUUUAUAUGAUGGGUGGGGAACGAAUAAACUUACUGGAAGUUCAGAGUCACAGAUGGUAAAGGUGGAGAUGAGUCAAUGGUCUGGGAACUUGGUUUUAAACAUUGUGGUUAGGAUUAUUUCAGGAAAGAGGUUUUCGCCAAAUGAUGAAGAAGGGGUUCGAUUUCAGGCUGUCGUAAGGAAAUACUUUGAGUUGUUUGGAGCAUUUUUGGUUGCUGAUUUUAUACCUUAUCUCAACUGGUUGGAUGUGGGUGGAUACAAAAAAUUGAUGAAGAAUACUGGGAAGGAUUUGGAUAAUAUCUUUGACCGAUGGUUAAAGGAGCACAAACAGGAGAGUGCUUCGGAAGAUCAAUUCCCGGGUUUUGGCCAUGAUACAAUUAUCAAAGCGACAAGUCUACAAAUCCUAGUAGCAGGCGUUGACACGACAUCUGUGACAUUAACGUGGGCUUUAGCAUUGUUGCUCAACAACCCAAAAGCAUUAGAAACUGCCCAAGAUGAAAUUGAUGAGCAUGUUGGAAGGGACAGGCUGGUAGAGGAGUCAGAUUUGAAGAACUUAGUCUACCUGGAUGCCAUCAUCAAAGAGACUUUGCGCUUAUACCCAGCUGGACCUCUCUCUGUUCCUCAUGAAUCAGUGGAGGACUGCAUUGUGGGUGGCUACAACAUUCCAAAAGGAACUCGUUUGGUGUUAAAUCUUUGGAAGUUGCAACGUGACCCAAAUAUCUGGUCAGAUCCCGAGGAAUUUAAGCCUGAGAGAUUCUUGACAAGUCACAAGGAUAUCGAUGUCAAGGGAAACCAUUAUGAAUUGCUUCCUUUUGGUAGUGGUAGAAGAAUGUGCCCUGGUGUUUUAUUUGCCCUUCAGGCUUUGGUUUUAACGCUAGCUAGUUUGAUACAACAGUUUGCGCUCAAAAAACCAUCAAACGAACCUGUUGAUAUGACUGAAAGCAUGGGGAUGACUAAUAGCAAAGCAACACCACUUGACGUUCUUUUGAGCCCUCGUUUACCCUCUAAUAUGUAUAAUGUCGGUUCGUGAUAUAUCAACUUCAAAUCUCCUACAAAUCCCACUCCAUCAAUCAUUCUCUAUAAAGCAUUCAAUUAUGACGGGGGCAAGCAAGAUAACCCUAUUAGGACAGCCAAUGUGGAAGGCGAUCGAUCUUGAGUAUGGUUUUUGAAUACUCCUAUUACUUAUAUAGUUAAUAAAAGCUUGAUAAUGAUUAUGUAAUGAAGUCA
Lactuca saligna is the source of this 1718-nucleotide messenger RNA. NCBI's taxonomy places the organism in Eukaryota, Viridiplantae, Streptophyta, Magnoliopsida, Asterales, Asteraceae. The record is from the annotation of a GenBank genome assembly.